Molecule: messenger RNA, 530 nt
Organism: Brassica napus (rape)
Lineage: Eukaryota; Viridiplantae; Streptophyta; Magnoliopsida; Brassicales; Brassicaceae
Exons: 1
Coding region: 162-350 (62 amino acids)
Source: RefSeq, a predicted model, not a curated record
GUAGUAGGUCUCGAAAACACUGGGAGCUAAAGGUUUGUCGCCUAUAUAAAGAGAUUUAUACAUGUAUGGUGUCUCUCACUUCCAAACACCAUAAGAGAUAAGUGAGAGACUUGUAGAUUUCCGGCGAGAACCGUUAUUAAAAUUUCCUAUUAUCAGAGAUAAUGAUUUCUGUUGUUAUAAUCACUGAGCUACUGGUCGAGUACACGACGGCACUCGCGAAACUCGCGGCCGGGAUUCUUCCUAGACGGCGAGGAGACGGUGACGUUAUAAGGAUUGGUGGUUUCUCUCUCCGUUUUCCUUCUAGAUCGACACCUGUUCCAGAUUUCUCUUCUCAUCUAGUUGAUUUCUGAUCUGCGCAAAACCAACUUUCUCAGAUCUCAGUUUUGUGUUCUUCUCCGGAGCUUUCUACGAGAUCGUGGCGGAUGAGAGACUUCGUUUUGAAGAAACUUUCUCUAGAUUUUGUGUUGAGUGCUUGGUCAGAGCUUUGUAUAAUUGUAUCGAGUUAUUAAUAGAGAAUAUGGUUUUGAAGA